AUGGCAGCUGAUCGAGAAAUAGCUGCUGAAGACAGCAUUAGAGUCGUUUGCCGAUUUCGGCCCCUGAAUGACUCCGAAGAAAAAGCUGGUUCCAAAUUUAUUGUGAAAUUCCCUUCAGGCCCCGAUGAUAAUUGUAUUUCUAUUGGGGGAAAAGUUUAUCUCUUUGAUAAAGUAUUUAAACCCAAUGCAACUCAGGAGAAAGUUUAUAAUGAGGCAGCAAAAAGUAUUGUAUCCGAUGUACUGGCUGGAUACAAUGGGACAAUAUUUGCUUAUGGACAGACAAGCUCUGGUAAAACACAUACAAUGGAAGGUGUCAUAGGAGAUCCUGGGAAACAGGGUAUUAUUCCACGGAUAGUCAAUGAUAUAUUCAACCACAUAUAUGCAAUGGAAGAAAAUCUGGAAUUCCAUAUAAAAGUAUCAUAUUUUGAAAUUUAUAUGGAUAAAAUCAGGGAUCUCUUAGACGUUUCAAAGGUAAACCUUAGUGUUCAUGAGGACAAGAAUAGAGUUCCAUUUGUUAAAGGUGCUACUGAACGGUUUGUAUCAAGUCCAGAAGAAGUAUUUGAAGUUAUAGAGGAAGGCAAAUCAAAUAGACAUAUUGCAGUUACAAAUAUGAAUGAACACUCAUCAAGAUCUCAUUCAGUCUUCCUUAUCAAUGUGAAGCAAGAAAACCUGGAGAAUCAAAAGAAGUUAUCAGGAAAAUUAUAUCUAGUGGACUUGGCUGGUUCAGAAAAGGUUUCUAAAACUGGUGCUGAAGGUACUGUGCUUGAUGAGGCCAAAAAUAUCAAUAAAUCCCUUUCUGCCUUGGGUAAUGUUAUCUCUGCCUUAGCAGAUGGGAAUAAAUCUCAUAUCCCUUACAGAGAUUCCAAACUAACUCGUAUUUUACAAGAAUCACUUGGUGGUAAUGCUAGAACAACUAUUGUCAUUUGCUGCUCACCAGCUUCCUUCAAUGAGAGUGAAACAAAAAGUACCCUUGAUUUCGGCAAAAGAGCUAAGACUGUCAAGAAUGUUGUGUGUGUUAAUGAAGAACUUACAGCUGAAGAAUGGAAACGCCGUUAUGAGAGAGAAAAGGAGAAGGUGGCUAGGCUUAAAGGGAAGGUUGAGAAAUUGGAAGCGGAAAUUAACCGGUGGCGUUCUGGUGAGACUGUGAGACCAGAAGAACAAGUCAACCUUCAGGAAAUUGAAGCCGUCACUCCGGUUACAUCCUUCAUUGAAGAAAAACCUCCUGCACCUCCUGUGCCAGUGGCUGUUGCUAGUGUGGUUGAAGAUGCUGCUAUGCAAGCUAAGCUAGAAGCACUUUACCAGCAAUUGGAUGACAAAGAUGAGGAAAUCAACCAACAUUCACAGCUUGUGGAGAAACUCAAAGACCAGAUGAUGGAGCAAGAGGAACUUAUUGCUUGCACAAGACGCGAUUAUGAAGCACUUCAGGGUGACAUGAAUCGCAUCCAGCAAGAGAAUGAGGCAGCCAAGGAAGAGGUUAAGGAGGUUCUGCAGGCUUUGGAGGAACUUGCCGUUAACUACGAUCAGAAAUCACAAGAAGUCGACAGCAAGAGUCGCGAAUGUGACCAGCUGUCAGAAGACCUCCAAACAAAACAGAGUGCACUGGCUAGUGCCACAUCGGAGUUGCAGCAGCUGCGUGAUCUCUCCGCCCACCAGCGCAAGCGCAUCGCCGAGCUCCUCACCAACCUGCUGCGCGAUUUGGCCGAGAUCGGCGCCGCGGUGGGCGGUUCCGAGCUAGACUUCAAGCUGAACGUGGACACUGUGGGAAAACUUGAGGAGGAGUUCACAGUCGCCCGGCUGCACAUCAGCAAGAUGAAAAGCGAGGUCAAGAACAUCGUGCAGCGUUGCCACUCCCUGGAGACAGCCAACAUUGAUGCCAACCAAAAGAUCGAGGAGUACGAGCGGUCGCUCGGCGAGUGCCGGCUGCUCAUCUCGCAGCACGAGGCGAGGUGCGCCUCCCUCGCUGAGUCAAUGCGUGAGGCGGAAAACAAAAAACGCCAGCUGGAGGAAGCGGCAGACGCGCUUCGUGAGGAGUGCGCCCGUCUUCAGGCGGCGGAACGGGUGCAACUGGCGGCGGCCGAGCAGCGCGCCGACUCGCAGCUGCGAGGCGCUCUGGAGGCGCAGUUGGAGCAGCUGCGCGCCUCGCACACCACCCAGCUGUCCGGCCUGAGGGACGAGCUCGCCGCGCUACAACGCCAGCACCAGGAGCUGAAGGACACAUACCAGGAGCUGACACUGGCCCGCCAACAACUGCAGGACGACUACGAAAAACUGAAGCGCGAGGAGGCUGACAAGUCCGCCAAAUUGAAGGAGCUCAUCCAAAGCGUGGAGCGUCGCGAACAAGCCCGCGCCGACUUGAAGGGGCUCGAGGACACCGUGGCCAAGGAGCUUCAGACACUGCACAACUUGCGAAAACUCUUCGUGCAAGAUUUACAGGCGAGAAUAAAGAAAUCGACCAACCCCGAGGAAAGCGCGGAGGAGGAGGGCGGAUCUUUGGCCCAGAAGCAGAAGAUCUCGUUCCUCGAAAACAAUCUGGAGCAGCUCACGAAGGUGCACAAGCAAUUGGUGCGCGACAACGCGGAUCUGCGGUGCGAACUGCCAAAGCUCGAGAAACGCCUCCGCGCUACUAUGGAACGCGUUAAAGCCCUCGAGACAGCGCUUAAGGAAGCGAAAGAGGGAGCUAUGCGUGACCGCAAGAGAUACCAAUUCGAAGUUGACAGAAUUAAGGAAGCUGUACGAGCCAAGAAUCUCGCCAGAAGGGGCCCUCAGGCUCAAAUUGCGAAACCCAUCCGAGCUGGAGGCGGGCACAUGGUUAGUGGCGGCGCCCAGGGAGUGGUCAGGCCUGCCCCUGCCCAGGACAUUAAACGAAAAUCCAUUAUCGUUGGCGGACGAGAUGAAAGU
Molecule: messenger RNA, 2898 nt
Organism: Iphiclides podalirius (scarce swallowtail)
Lineage: Eukaryota; Metazoa; Arthropoda; Insecta; Lepidoptera; Papilionidae
Source: the annotation of a GenBank genome assembly